AUGAAUCACCAUCACCGCGACACCGACCCCUCCACGCCGGAGGCGUCGUCCUCGUCCUCGUCCUCGAGCCGCCGCAAUGUCUCCACGCCCGACCCCUUCGUCCCGCGCGUUCCUGGCGCGCCCGGCUACAUGACAGUAGGCUCUGGCUCCACGCCCGAAGCCGCCGCUCGCCUGGUGUCCAUGCUGGACGAUGAUUCCGGGUAUGGAGGCAGCAUGCACGAUGGACAAAGCUCCGUCCCCAGCUGGCACUCUAACAUUGGCGAGGACAGGCCCACGCAGUCGCCCACGGCCAUGGUCCCCGGUGCGCCCAGCAACUCGGAGCACGACAGGCAGCGUAGCCAUGUCCUGCAGCUGCGCUACAACCAGAACAAGAACGCCCUGGGCCGCGCCAUCCACGGCACCAUCGACACCCUGAAGAGCUUCCAGGAAAUGAACCUCAAGUGGCCGGCCCACUACCCCUCCGUGCAGAAAGAGCGCAAGCCCUCCCACAGCCGCGAGCCGCGCCCCGGCAUCCACCACACCCAGACCUCAAUCGGCGACUUCGAUCCCUUCGUGCGCUCGCCCGAACGGCCACGGCCGCCACGACGCGCCGGCACGUCGAUAGGAGACGACCCCGUCGCCGAGUCGAGCUCAGCUGCCGCAACCAAACAAAAGGAAGAGCCGCGUCUGGUCACUCCAAAACUGGCCCAGGACUUUUCAGUCCUCAACCUGGAGCUUCGCAUGGGCGGCCGCACACAGACCGACCUCGUGCAUUCGUUGGAAAAGAGCUCGAUCGCUUCCCUUCUCGACGGACAGAUUCAGCAGAGCAUCCGCCACCUUUACUCCAUCAAAGAGCGCAUUGAGGACACUUCAAGCAAAGUGCUAGUGACCGGAGACUUGAACGCGGGAAAAUCUACUUUUUGCAAUGCUCUGCUGCGGAGAAAGGUGCUGCCCGAAGAUCAGCAGCCAUGUACAAGCAUCUUCUGCGAAGUCUUGGACUUUAAAGAGAAUGGCGGCGUAGAGGAGGUACACGCCGUGCCUAUUGGCUCGACCUACAACCGCCACAACGAGAGCACGUACGCAGUCUUCGACUUGAAGGAUCUGGAGAAGAUUGUCAUCGAUAACGAGCGCUGGUCCCAGUGCAAGGUCUACAUCCAAGACAUUCGAGAUGUCGAUCAAUCCAUCCUGAACAACGGUGUCGUUGACAUCGCACUCAUAGAUGCCCCUGGUCUCAACGCCGACUCUCUGAAGACCACUGCCAUCUUCGCCCGACAAGAGGAGAUUGAUGUCGUGGUUUUCGUCGUUUCUGCCACAAACCAUUUCACCGAGUCUGCCAAGAAUUUCAUCUUCAGCGCUGCUCGCGAGAAGGCGUACAUGUUUAUGGUAGUGAAUGGCUUCGACGUUAUUCGAGACCAGCGCCGCUGCCAAGAAAUGAUCCUGAAGCAAGUCGCUGGGCUCAGUCCAGCAACCUUCAAGGAGUCAAGCGAGCUGGUGCACUUUGUCUCGAGUAACGCCAUUCCAAUGGGUGCAGGCGGCAGCUCACCGCCAGGCGACGACGGAGAUGACGAUCCGUCCGACAAAGGGAAGGGCAAGGGCAAAGAAGCAGACAAGAUCCGCGACUUCGGUGACCUUGAGACCUCGUUACGGCGCUUUGUACUGGAGAAGCGAGCCAGAUCGAAGCUGGCACCCGCUCAGACCUACCUUCUCAAUGUACUGGGCGAUCUCCACAGUUUGGCCGUGGUCAACCGCGAUGUUUCGCAGGCUGAGCUUGACCGCGUUACAAAGGAAAUCGAAGCGCUCGAGCCCGAGUACGAAGGAUCCAAGAAAGCCCGCACUGAAGCUGGCGAGCAAGUGGAGCGGACGGUCGAGGACACAACCACGGAAGUAUACAGCCACACACGCGACACACUGAACACAUGCAUUUCGAGAGUUGGAGAGCAAGACAUGGGCAUCGAAUACCCUGGACUGCUGUCUGCCUACCAGUACGCCGAGGAUUUGAGGGACUCGAUGCUCCAUGAGGUGUCAGAAACAGUACGCUUGUGUGAAGAGCAUGCACGAACCCAGGCAGCUCAAGGCUACAACGGCAUCAAAAACCUGGGUAUACUGCACCUUGGCGACGACCUCCACGCCGGUAUUGUAUUCCGACCCGAGCGCAUGUUCAGGAAGUCCAUGCACGCUCUGGCGCGCCAAGUGGACAUCGACAUCGAGCUGUGGGACUUCUUCGACGUUGCCAGCCUUUGGGAACGCCAAGAAAAGGUCGCAGGUACCGGUAUGGCUGUCACGGUCGCUGGCGUGGUAGGAGGGAGACUCGUCGGCGGUGUAGGCUGGCUCGACGGUGCUCUCGGUGCUGCGAAGAUUAUGGGGUCGAACAACAUGAAGAGACUGUUGAUCCCUGGUCUCAUCGCUGGUGUCGCCAUCGGCAUAUCCUAUGUUCUUGCCUCAGUGCCUAAAUCUCUACCGCACCGCCUUUCCGCCAAGCUCUCCCAGCAGCUGUCGGCCAUCGACUACACCCACCAGAACGCCCUUCGCAUCAGUUCCGAGAUCCGCCGCGCUCUCAAGGGCCCUGCAAACGAUGUCCGCAUCGGCUUACAGCGCAAUGUUGAGAAGCUGCAGCUCAAGAAGGAAGAGACAAGCAAGUUCAAGGUGGAAGCCGAGGUCGCGAGGAAAUACUUCGGCAACCUCGUACGCAGCAGCAACGACCUCAAGCAGACGGUGCAGAGGGUCGAUCUGGAGGCUGCGCCGCCGGCAUUCGCUAGCGUCAGUCAGUAG
Messenger RNA from Ascochyta rabiei, 2748 nucleotides. Its product is annotated as mitofusin. The record is from RefSeq and is a predicted model, not a curated record. The transcript is spliced from 2 exons. Gene Ontology annotation, biological process: mitochondrial fusion. The coding region runs from base 1 to 2748 and encodes 915 amino acids. Lineage: Eukaryota; Fungi; Ascomycota; Dothideomycetes; Pleosporales; Didymellaceae. Gene Ontology annotation, cellular component: mitochondrial outer membrane. Gene Ontology annotation, molecular function: GTP binding; GTPase activity.